Molecule: messenger RNA, 6832 nt
Organism: Mercenaria mercenaria
Lineage: Eukaryota; Metazoa; Mollusca; Bivalvia; Venerida; Veneridae
Product: protein phosphatase PTC7 homolog
Exons: 6
Coding region: 134-1039 (301 amino acids)
Source: RefSeq, a predicted model, not a curated record
UCGGUAGAGGUCGUUCGUUGGAAAACAAAGAUGGUCGCUGAGUAAAGCGGGAAUGGUUGUGCCAAAUCCUUAACUUUUCGGUGCCUUUUAGGGGGAAAAUAUUCAAAUGAACGUUCUUCAACAGUAAAUUGAUAUGCAAGGUUUAUUUGGACGAGUUUUCUUCAGAGCUUUUGCGUCGAAUGUUCAGACAGAAAUCAAAACAAAGCAAGAUCCUUUGAAAUUCGUCACUGGGUGUACGGGGUUUUCCAAAUCUUUAUCACCUGCUGGCACUGGGACAGGGCCAAAGAAAUGGUCGUUCGGUGAUGAUGCCUACUUUGUCGCAAGAGAUAAAACGGCCGAUGUUCUAGGAGUGGCAGAUGGUGUUGGAGGCUGGCGGAAUUAUGGGAUAGAUCCAUCAGCCUUUUCUACAUCAUUGAUGAGAGUUUGUGAACGUCUUGUUGAAAACGGUCAUUUCAAACCACAAUCACCUGCCAACUUAAUACAGGACAGUUAUGAAGAAAUAUUAGCACACAAAUAUCCUCUGAUAGGUGGAAGCACAGCAUGUGUAGUGGCAUUACACAAAGCAGAACGGACCAUUUAUACUGCUAACCUAGGAGACAGUGGGUUUAUGCUGAUACGUAAUGGGGAGGUAGUACAUCGGUCUGAGGAACAACAACAUUACUUCAACACACCAUUCCAGCUAACAGUAGCUCCACCGGAACAGGAAGGUCUCGUACUCAGUGAUAGGAUUGACAUGGCAGCUAAAUCAUCAUAUAAAGUGGAAGAGGGAGAUGUCUUACUCAUGGGAACAGAUGGUUUGUUUGACAACAUGCACGAAGAUAUGAUCUUAGAUUACAUUUCCAAAUAUAAGGAUCAUAAAGAUGCAUCAAAAGUAUCUGCCAAUCACAUAGCACAGAAAGCACACGAUCUUUCUCUAGAUCCUGACUAUAUGUCACCAUUCUCUAUGUCAGCUUUAAAUGCAGGAAUACCUAUUACUGGGGGUAAGCCAGAUGAUAUAACAGUUUUAGUUGCUACAGUAUCAUGUGAUUUAGGUACCUAGCAACAGUGCCAUCUAGUUUUUCAAAGGGACACAACUCAUCUAGACCACUUUUUGUUUGUAAUGUCAAAUAGGCAGUUGUUGUGUUAUGCUGUAAGCAAGUGAUAGGUUAACAGAACGAGGAAAAUUGCAUAUGCAGAAAAGGUUUAUGCAACGUGUAUUUGGCCAAGAGGUGGAAAAUAAAUGUGUAUAGCCGAGUGGUGGAGUAAGAAUAUGAUUGAAAAAAUAGAAGUCUCCAUUCUUUUCAGUAUGCAUUUGCAUUGAAAGAAUUUUACGAGAAUGGCUGAAGACAGUUUAAGUGCCAACAACAACAACUAAAAAAGAAAUGUCAACAACAAUAAAAAAAAACGUUCAAUCAAGUGAUAAUUAUUUAAGUUAAGAUAUUGCAUGUUGAUUGUUCAGUGUCAUGUGUUACUCAAGGUAAAAUGAAAUACAACUUUAAUGCAAAUUAUGUCUCUGUAAUAAGAGUGAGUGCACCGCACUUUUCAAAGGACAUUUUCAUUGUUCAAAGAGUCGUUUUACCAGUAGUAGGAACAGUUUUGUUAAAUGAAAAUGUACCUUAAAUAGUUGUCUGAAGUUGGCUUCACUUGUAUCUGAAUUUGUUUUUUUUUAAUAACUUUCAUCUUCCAUCAGUAGAAUACAUUUUGUACAUACAAACAUAAAUUGCCAAAUGGGAUUACGAGUACAUUCCCUUAAUGUAAACAAAAGGGGAGUAAAUAGGACAAAAUAGUGAAGAUCAUGAAAUAUGUAUUAACUUUUAAUCUGCUGGCGGCAAGUUAUUCUGCCUUUGCGACCAGUGCAGGUCAUGAUCAGCCUGCACAUCCAUGCAGUCUGAUCAUGAUCUGCACUGUUUGCCAUUCAGUCGGUAUCCUUUUGGUAAUCACCCCUUUUAACAGUUAAUGAUACUGUUGAAAUUGAAGAUGGACAAGUUCAUUAUAGAAAUUUAGCAGGGUAAGGGUAAAGAAGCAAGAAAUAUUAUUACCUAAAGUAUGGGAUUUUGCUGUUAUACCACAUCCAGUAUCAGUAGGCACUUCACUGUGAAACAUGUUCAUAGUUCUUCAGGCAGGUAAGUUUUCAUCUGAAAUCUAAUUGACUUUAAAUGCAAACUGGAAUUAAAUUAUAGCCUUUGCACUAUGGAUGUUUUUAAAUAUGACUGGGUUACAGGGAUAUGUUUAUUCAAAGAAUAUUUAGGUUUAUAUGUACUGAAAACAGUGUAAACAUUGGAUAGAUUGUAAUAUACUCUAGAAAUUUCAUCCUCCAAAUCUGUUUAGUGUGGAGAAGUUGGCAGGUACUAAUGAACAGGUCAGUGCUGGUAAAGAAAGCUGGAAUACUGGCUGCCUAUUAUUAUUACCGUAAUACUGUUGAAAAAUGACACAGAAUUCAGGAACACCAUGCUGUUGAAAAACGGCACUAAAACCAACAGGAAUAAAACACUAGUAAUAAAGCCAAGUAAUGUAGAUAUUGAAGGAAUGUAUAUAUAAAUAAGAAGCGGUACCAUAUAGCUUGUAGUUAUUUGUAUACAGAUACGGAAAAAUAUGUAAAUAUAGUACAUCUGUUUGCUGUAGUGUUUCACUUGCAUGAAGCAAUCACCUUUCACUGAAUGUUUGUGUUCAUUAUUUUACUUAUCUGUGAUAUCAGAAUAAAUGAAACUGGUUUUGUACAUUUUAAGUGUGAGAGCAUUUGUAAUAGGUUUUGUACUUAUUUUAUAUGUGCUUGACUUGCUGAAUUAAGAUCUGUAUAGUAUAGAUUCUGGCAAAAAGCCAGCAUGGACAAAUACACAAGUUGCAAUGCAUUUUAUGGGAAACAUAAAUGCUUUAUACAAAGAUAUACAGAUGAAUGGCAUUUAUCACCAGUCCUUGAUUUUGGGAAGUCGUCAUUUUCUUGUGGCUAAACAAUUUUAAUACUGGUUAAAAAUACUGGUAUGUUUUACUAAAGAUUAUCAAGUAACUAACACACAAGUCUUGAGAAAGUUUUUUGGAAAUAUGAGUUUUAUCAGUUAGGAACAGCAAUAAAAGUAUUUAGAUUUAUAGAGGAACAAAAAGUAUAAAUUUCAUUUUGGGUAACUUCUUUUCCUUUCAUUUUCUGAUGUUUGUUUUUUUUUUUUUUUUGAGUAUGCAAGUUUAUAUUGAUAAACGACAGUAAAAUCCAUCACUCUUUUUAGCUCACCUGAGCACAAAGUGCUCGGGGUGAGAUAUUGUGAUCGCUCACCGUCCGGCGUCCGUCCGUCGUCCGUCCGUCCGUCGUCCGUCCGUCCGUCCACACUUUCCUUUAAACAACAUCUCCUCCUAAACCACCAGGCCAAUUUUGAUGAAACUUCACAGGGAUGUUCCAUGGAUGGUCCUCUUUAAAAAUUGCUCAAAGAAUUGAAUUCCAUGCAGAACUCUGGUUGCCAUGGCAACCGAAAGGAAAAACUUUAAAAAUCUUCUUCUCAAAAACCAGAAGCCCUAGAGCUUAGAUAUUUGGUGUGAAGCAUUGCCUAGUGGAUCUCUACCAAGUUUGUUCAAAUCAUGACCCCGGGGUCAAAAUUGACCCCGCCCCAGGGGUCACUUGAUUUUACAUAGAAAAAUCUUAAAAAAUCUUCUUCUCAAAAACCAGAAGCCCUAGACCUUAGAUAUUUGACAUGUAGCAUUGCCUAGUGGACCUCUACUAAAGUUGUUCAAAGCACGACCCCGGGGUCAAAAUUGACCCCGCCCCAGGGGUCACUUGAUUUUACAUAUGAAAAUCUUCAAAAAAUUCCUAAAGAAUAAACCAGAAGGCCUAGAGCUUAGAUAUUUCACGUGUAGCAUUGCCUAGUGGACCUCUACAAAAUUUGUUCAAAUCAUGACCCCCGGGGUCAAAAUUGACCCCGCCCCAGGGAUCACUUGAUUUUACAUAGGAAAAUCUUAAAAAAUCUUCUUCUCAAAAAGCAGAAGGCCUAGAGCUUAGAUAUUUGACAUGUAGCAUUGCCUAGUGGACCUCUACUAAAAUUAUUCAAAUCAUGACCCCGGGGUCAAAAUUGACCCCGCCCUAGGUGUCACUGGAUUUUACAUAUGAAAAUCUUCAAAAAUUUUCUUAAAAUAAACCAGAAGGCCUAGAGCUUAGAUAUUUCACAUGUAGCAUUGCCUAGUGGACCUCUACAACAUUUGUUCAAAUCAUGACCCCCAGGGUCAAAAUUGACCCCGCCCCAGGGGUCACUUGAUUUUACAUAGGAAAAUCUUCAAAAAAUUUCUAAAAAUAAACCAGAAGGCCUAGAUCUUAAAUAUUGACAUGUAGCAUUGCCUAAUAGACUUCUACAAAAUUUCUUCAAAUCAUGACCCCCAGGGUCAAAUUGGCCCCGCCCCAUGGGGUUACUUAAUUGUACAUAGAAAAAUCUUCAAAAUUUUCUAAAAAUAAACCAGAAGGCCUAGAGCUUAGAUAUUUGAAAUGUAGCAUUGCCUAGUGGACCUCUACAAAAUUUGUUCAAAUCUUGACCCCCCGGGGUCAAAUUGACCCAGCCCCAGGGGUUACUUGAUUGUACAUAGGGAAAUCUUCAUAAAUUUGCUUAAAAUAAACCAGAAGGCCUAGAUCUUAGAUAUUCGAUAUGUAACAUUGCCUAAUAGACUUCUACAAACUUUGUUCAAAUCAUGACCCCCGGGGUAAAAUUGGCCCCGCCCCAGGGGUUACUUGAUUGUACAUCGGAAAAUUUUCCAAAAAAUUUCUAAAAAUCAUCAGUUUGACAUUUGAAACAUGUAGCUCAUAUUACUCUGGUGAGCGAUCCAGGGUCAUCAUGACCCUCUUGUUGUGUUUGUGUCCACCCAUUUUCAUACGAUACCAUUAAACAUUUUGUAAAAGCACUACACUCUAUGGAGAUGUAUUAUUGAUUUUAAACUUUUGUUGUACACUUGAUAAUAGAUAUUAUGCAUAUAUUAUAACCACUUCCAUAAACGGAAUAGAAAUUUGGUGCAUUCAAGUAUUGUGAUUAAUACAGUUUAUGUAAAUGUGUUAUUUUAUACAGUUGACUUCAGAAAUAAUUAUUGAUGAUUGUAAACUACUGGUGUAUUAUCUUCGUAUCAGACAGACUGGCAGUUUAUGGUAUUAUUGGGCAAAGUUAAUUUGCAGGGCUUUCAGUGUCAAAAAUAUUUCUCCAGUUUCUUUUUGAAAGGAUAUGACCUAUUUCUUUAGUUCACCUCUGACAGAAAAAUUAACCUAAUAAUAAUAAUGAUAAAAUGUGCAUAGAAAAGUCAUCUUUAUGUUCUCCACUGAAAUGAUAUGAACAUUUGUAUGUUUUCCUCAAGUUUUGGAUUAAUUACACUUUAAUUUGUCAUGUUUUGUCCUUGUAUUUGAAUUUAUUAUUUUGUGUUGUCAAGUCAUUGUGGUUGCUCACACAUUGAAGCAUUUUUUUUUAAAUAUUUAUUGAAUUGUUUGAGGCUGGCCUUCACAAAUUUUGUUAAUACUAGUAAAUGUGUUUUAAAUGUGUAACAAAAAAAGUAAGAAAAUUACUGCGUUUUUUUCCCAACAAAUAGUUCUCAAAAAGCCCUACCACAUAACACACACCACUUGCAAUAUUUACACCAAUACUUUAUUCAAAGUUGCCAGUUCAGCUUUUGGCUUAUGAUCAGUAGCACCAUUCACCAAGGAACAGGUCAACAGGUCAAUAGUACUAAGUAGAUAGGGCAUUCACACCAAAGCAUGCUAAAGAGGACUUUUUCUCAUUUGGUCUAAAAUGACGUUAAAAGUAUCUAGUUUACUGUAAUUUUGCUGUUUUAUUUAUUGAGUUUAAAUGCUCUUUUCUUUUAGUUAGAGAAACUUCAUUAUAAUGAACUCAUUCUGAAGAUUGGAUAUUAUUUGCUUUGCUUUCAUUUCACAAUAUCUUUUUUUUUUUUCAUUUUUAAUCAGAACUUCCAUCAUAUAGCUGUAGAAGAUUUACAUUUGACAUGUAAAUGUUAUGACAUAAGAAAAUGAAACAAUUGUAGACUUGUUUAGAUGAAAGUAAUGUGAAAUUUAUCCAUUCUGCAGCAUGUGAAAAUAUGAAAUAAUUUGUAAAGUAUUUUAAAGUUCUUUGAUCCUGUUCAGUUUUGCAUUCGCAUUAUGUAAAUGCAAAUUCCAUUAUUUGUAUUUGUUUGAAGAUGUUCCCAGUUAUGUUAAAAUGUAAAUCAAUUGAUUUUAAUGCAACCAGAAUUUCCUUUUCCGUUGACAUGUUUAUAGAUGUCAGUAUUUAUUACACAUCUUAGAUAUCAGUCAGUAGUGUUUACACACUUAAAUUUAAAAUAUGCGAUUGUCUUUAUAACUGAAACAGAUAUGCUGUAAAGUGACUAUAGGGUAAGUUUUUUCACGACAAAAUUCAGCACGGCUAAACAUCUGGUACCCAUGUACAUGUAGUCUGUGUGAAUAAGGUUUUAACUAAACAACAAUAUAUCAAUGAAGAGAUAGCUCAGAUACCCAGUGAAAAGUAAUUUACAUCCUUAGAGUUAAAACACGAUCCCCUACUCAGAAAUCAACACAGUCCCCAACACAUUAACAAUUAAUCUAAAUUUUAUAUCUAAACAAAUAGUUACAUAAACAAUAUUAAAGUCACUGAAGAAUUUCAGAUACCUUAUGGAUGGCAAUCUAUAUCAUUCAAGUUAAAACACAAUUCUCUACUAAGAAUUUGGUUCUGCUCACAUAAACACUAACGAUUGACCCAAAUUUUAUCUAAACAAAUAUAGUUGCAUUAAAGUUGAUUGAUAUGCUUUUUGUUAAUGAUAGAUAUGAAUUUUGAAAUGGAUUGUUAUAAACAUUGUUCUCUUUACAGUGGUAAAGGUUGAACUCUGUAUCCUCAAAAUAAAGAACUAAACCUUU